AUGGAGCUUCCCCAACCACCUCAGGAUCAAGAUCUACGCAACAUAAUUGACAAACUUGCUCAAUUUGUCGCAAGAAAUGGCCCAGAAUUCGAAAAGAUGACCAAGACAAAACAAAAAAACAAUCCAAAAUUCAGCUUCCUCUAUGGUGGAGAAUACUUCAACUACUAUCAAUAUAAAGUCACCACCGAGCAAGCAAUUCUAAAGCAAUCUGCCGGUGGCCAGGCGGCCGCUCCCGCUGGGGCUUAUAUGGCACAGAGCAGGCAAUAUGUAAUGCCCCAACAGGCCAGUACACCAGCGCAGCUCGGGCUGGCGGCGACUAUGGCGGCGGCGCCGGCGCUUCAGCAGUGGCUCGCCGCGAACUCCGCGCCCGCGCGACCCGACGUCGACAGCGUCAACGCUCAGAUCAACAUACUUAAGGAACAAAUCACUCAGUCGGAAAACAAUCUCAACGCCCAACACACGGUGUUGAUACAACAGCAGCAAGCUAAGAUUAAUGAGCUGGUCAACAAGGCGCAGAUGGAAACCAUUCAGAUUAUGGCAGAAGAAAACAACAUUAGCUUAGCGGAACUGGAUAGCGUCUUGCAGCCAAUCAUUGACACAUGCACUAAAGAUAGUAUAUCGGCAGGCAAGGGGUGGAUUUUACAACAUGCGACUUCAAAUGAUGCCGGCAAAGUUAUUUCGCUACAUCUCCUGAGAAAGGUGACACAGUCGGGAGCGCUGUUCACACAGAAGCUGCACAUCAUAUACCUUGUCAAUGAUGUUUUACAUCAUUGUGCACGCAAAAACGCGGAAGAUCUCAAGAAAAAUUUGGAAAAUGUGGUGGUUCCAAUGUUUUGCAAUGCCAGUAUAGCCGUCACAGAGGAACAGGAGGCUAAGUUGAAUAAACUGCUGCGUCUUUGGGAAUCUAAGUCUAACUACUUCGACAGCGCUGUCAUUGAGAAAAUGAAGAGUCCCACGAGCUCCUACCAGGAGUAUCAGAACAACCUCAUCGCUCAGCAUUCUAACGCUAUCGCGCAUUUAGCGCAACAGACGAAAGCAACAUUUGAAAAUUAUCAAUCCCAGCAUCAAGCGUUUGUAAGUCACACAAUGCAGCAGAUACAGCAAAUGGAAAUGCAGAAACACGCUCUAGAAAUACAGAGCGGACACAACGAACACAAGGACGCUCCACAGAACAAUAUGCAUCCAUUCCAGAGUAACUUCAACGAUCAGUACAACAACCAACAAAUGAACUACGAACAGUUUAACUCAUCUCAUCAGUACGGCAGCGAAAGCGGCGACAACUACCCAUCAAACAACAGCGUCAGCGGAAACGAGAACAGCUACGACAGUCAGACAUUCGAUCAAUUGACGAAUAAACCGGAUGUAGAGGAGCCGGAUUUAACAAAUCUGCCGAAUAUUAAUUUCUCUCAACCACCGCCUGGGUUUAAACCUCAAGAGAUUACGAUAAUACCGUUUCAGAACGGUUUACCAGAUCUAAGCAAACCACCUCCCGGUUUCCCGCCCUUCCCAGAAAUAAACAACGAAGACCUAAUGCCCUCUGUACCAUACUUUGAAUUACCAGCUGGACUUAUGGUACCACUCAUUAUGUUAGAAGACGACAGAUAUCGCCCCCUUGACCCGGCUGCUAUUCGUUUACCGCCCCCCGCGCCUCCCAACGAGAGACUACUGGCCGCUGUAGAUGCAUUCUACGCAUCACCCAACCACGAACGACCUAGAGAUAAUGAAGGCUGGGAGAAAUUAGGUUUAUAUGAAUACUACAAAGCCAAAAAUUCAAGUAGAAAGAAAAAAGAAGAUGACAUCGCUCAAGGUUUACGGGAAAAGUCAAAAUCACCAAGUCCCAUACCUAAAGACUUACAAAAGCAGCCCACGCCGCCCGGUAGAAGAUAUAGGUCAUUAAGUAGAACACCAGAAAAAACCCAGUCACCGCAGAGAAAGUCACGAUCACGGACGCCCUCGCCAAGAAGGAAAUCAUCAUGGAGGAGGGAACGGGAACGGGAAAGUCGUCGCCGUUCCCGGUCCCGGUCUCGUUCCCGGUCACGAAGUCGGUCACGAGAACGUGAACGACAUCGAGACUCACCUCGCAAUAGACGAGUAGAACGAUCUAGAUCACCCACACCGCCUAGCUUCCUAAGUGGAGGUUCUUAUCCGAGUUCAUCGAGCGGUUUGGACCCGAGUAACAAAGGUCACCAGCUACUACAGAAGAUGGGCUGGAGUGCGGGCGGGCUGGGGGCGGCGGGACAGGGCAUCGCUGAACCUAUCAGUGGAGGAACUGUACGAGAUAAACAGGAUCAAUACAAAGGCGUAGGAGUAAAUCUAAAUGAUCCAUAUGAAAACUUCAGGAAGAACAAGGGAGCAGCUUUUAUAACGCGAAUGAAGGAAAGAGCAUUGGAGCGAUCAUCGUGA
This is a messenger RNA of Danaus chrysippus (African queen), 2403 nucleotides long. The record is from the annotation of a GenBank genome assembly. NCBI's taxonomy places the organism in Eukaryota, Metazoa, Arthropoda, Insecta, Lepidoptera, Nymphalidae.